UUACGCAUGCACCACAUUUCCUUAAUCCUCCUUUAAUUUGUACUACAUCUCUCUCUCUUCUCUCUGCUUUGGCUUUUUGGUUGGUCUAGGGUUUUUGAUCAUCAUCUCUCAGGUGAAUAGGUCUUUGGUAUAAUCCCAUCUCAAUGUCUGCGAAUUCCAAGUUGGAGAGGUCUGCUUCUCAAUCGGCCGAUAAUACGGUGGCUGUCUCUAACCGUGUGGUGGCGUCACGGUCUAGUCGUCAGCCGCGGCUCUCUUUCUCCACCUUUGUUCAGUCGUCCGACAGCGAUUACCCUAAGAAGAUGAAAUCCGAUGAGGUUUCUCCGAAGAGAGAGGGAGCUCCGGUGUCGGCGAAGGAGAGAGAAGAAGCGGAGGAAGAGGAGGAGGAGGAGGAAGAAGAGAAGAGGCCAUGGAAUCUUCGACCAAGGAAGGCUUGCGGUGGUGGUGGUUUGAAGAAGGGAAACUGCGUACUCGCGGCGGAGGCGUGCGGCGGCGGCGGAGGAGCUUCGGAGGUGAAGAAUCAGAGAUCAGGAGGAGGAAUGGAGCCGAAAUCGAACAGGCAGAGAGGAAUCCCGGCGGAAUCACCCGGAUUAGGCGGUGGUGAGGUUGCGAACGAGAAUCACAGGCUUUGGGUUGCUCUGUCUAGAGACGAGAUCGAAGAGGAUUUGUUCAGCAUGUGUGGGAACAGGCCAUCUCGCCGGCCACGGAAGAGGACUAAAACGAUGCAGAAGUAUCUCGAUGUCAUUUUCCCUGGAUUGUGUCUCGUUGGGAUGAAUGCUGAUUGCUUCAAAGUUUCCAAUUCUCCGGUUAAGCGAUGAUCGAUGCAAAGUAGUCUUUUGGUGAAAGAAAAAAAGGGUAGAUAGGUAUGCUGGUGAUCGAGAAUCCAGGAUACACCACAGUAAAGGAUAGGAAGAAGAUAUCUCAAAUCUCAAGAGUCUCAUAACAAACUUAGUAGUAAUAAAAAAUAAGUAAAUAUCGGUAAGGUUCAUAUAUUUAUAGAUAUAAAUAUAUUUAUAAAGAGAGAGUGAGCAAGAAGGGUUUGUUUUUGAGUUA
This is a messenger RNA of Camelina sativa (false flax), 1050 nucleotides long. RefSeq lists its product as uncharacterized. NCBI's taxonomy places the organism in Eukaryota, Viridiplantae, Streptophyta, Magnoliopsida, Brassicales, Brassicaceae. The record is from RefSeq and is a predicted model, not a curated record.